Messenger RNA from Pieris macdunnoughi, 1155 nucleotides. NCBI's taxonomy places the organism in Eukaryota, Metazoa, Arthropoda, Insecta, Lepidoptera, Pieridae. The record is from the annotation of a GenBank genome assembly.
AUGCUUCAAUUGGAAUUGGGACGUGAUCCUAGAAAUUUAUUUGUAGCUGUUGCUGACGUUACGGUAUACCUACUACGAUUUAAUUAUCAUGUUGCGAGCGUGACAAAUAUAUUUCUGGUGAACCUUUCGGUGGCGGAUCUGUUGGUGACUCUGUUCUGUAUGCCGGUGCAGAUUUCCAAGUCUGUGACGCUGCUUUGGCCUUUCGGAGAGCUUAUGUGCAAGACUGUAAAUUUUCUGCAAGGCGUGGCAGUUUCAUCGUCGGUCUUCACGAUAACAGCGAUGUCUGUGGACCGGUAUUUGGCGGUGACGCAAUCUGUUCGUGCGGCUUGGCUACCGUCACGACGAGGCGCGUGCGCUUUGCUGGUGGCGCUGUGGAUGGUGUCGCUAGCUAUAUUUGCGCCAUUGCUCGCCGUUGCUGCCGUACAACGGGAGACCGUGCCCGUGUUGCUCACCACACGUAACGCUUCGUACUGGGUCGAACGCAACGUGGAGUUCUGCACGGAGAAGUGGCCGGAUUCAAUUCGCAAGGAACUUUACGGCACCUUUAGUUUCGUUCUCGUUUACGCUAUUCCCGGUUGUAUAGUGGUGAUAUCGUACUCUCUAAUGGGCAGGCGCCUCUGCUCAGUUCUUCCUCCGUUCGACCAGGGCGCCGGCAGCGCUAACAGUCAGCAGCGUAUUCGUCUGGUGCGCGAGCGAAAGCGCGUCGCGUGGAUUUUGCUGCUCCUUGCUGUGCUGUUCGCGAUGUGCUGGCUGCCCUACAACAUCCUGCAGCUGUUGGUAGACAUCAACGCCGUGCAGCCGGAUGCAGUCGCGCCACUCAUGCCCUACACCUUAUUAGCAGGUCACGCGAAUUCUGCCAUCAACCCAAUUGUUUACUGCCUGAUGACGCGUAAUUUUCGGCGGUCACUGCGCAAGCUGCUCUGUCACGACCCCGGUAACAUACACUCUAGUACUCACUUCCAUAUGCACGGGCUGCGUCAAAAGUCCAACACGUCUAGCAUGCGUACAGCCACCACGGGGACAUUUCGAAGUAGCACCGCGAACCGCCUUCCUCCGCCCGCUGCAGCCUCCAACGUCCACUGCGCCAGGGUUAAUUGGGCGGCCUCCGUGAAAGAGCCUUCGGGGAAAGACCACAAUAAGCCACAUUACUUGUAA